AUGUCUAGAACAUCAAAACGAAAAAACUUUACGAUUUCUUUGACUACUUACACCAAAUUUCAUCUCAAAUCUUCACACCCCGUAAGAUUCAUUUAUUUUCCGUUCUUCAAUGCAGAAGACGAGCACUACUGUAAGGAGUGUUUGCUCUUGGCUGGUAUUCGAUUUCAAGAGUCCAUCGGACAACCCUCGUUUUACAGGAAACCUAGAUUCACAGAUUAUCACAUCACAUUUCACCUUGAAAAAGAAAGUUUCAGAAAAGGUUUUAAGGAAUCACUCAACAGGAAGAAAAUCCGCGCAUCAAUAAGGGACGCAGGAUUUAGAUGUUUUGUAAGGUAAAACUUUACUUGUUUUUACAGAUCCAGAUUCUUAGCAUGUUGUUGUGAUUAAAUUGAGGAUGUUGUCACGGUUUUACCUUCAGCAAACCGACAACGCCACCGUACUGCAGGAUCACAUGAAGAAUCUUUUUUUACACUCGGCAUCCUCCCGGUAUCUAUGCCAACUACGUACGUACCCCAGGCAUGAGAGGCCUCGACCUCGAUUGCUGCUUUUUAUCCUCGUUCUACCUAUUCGCCUGUUGUUAUGUCUAUGAACACAAUGCCCGGGAUGAGAAAAAGCCGAAACCGCUCUAUCCGAAUGAUAAUUUUUAGGAUUUAAGUAAGGGAAUCAGAUUUAGUUUCAUCAUCAAGCACGAUCGAGUUGUUGAAAGGGACGAUGGUCCUCUUCCUAUGUUGUUUCGAUAGCGAUCGCGAAGAUGUGGAGGGGGCGAUGGGAAGCAGGAGCAAAACACGACGAAAAAAUAACUCGAUCGAAUUAAUAUCUCUUCAACAUUUUCCUCUUGUCAAAAGGAGAAUCAACAGUUUUUGAAAAUCACAAGAAAUGGAAACAACUGC
Molecule: messenger RNA, 890 nt
Organism: Amoebophrya sp. A120
Lineage: Eukaryota; Dinophyceae; Syndiniales; Amoebophryaceae
Source: the annotation of a GenBank genome assembly